AUGCUUUUGCCAUUCUGCGCGAUAACAGCUUUCCUCGCGUGUGUGCCAGGUGGCUUUGGUCUAGAGUCGUCGACGAUAUCUCCCGAUACCCCGGUGUCAUCUUUAAUUGCCUCCGCCAAAACACAUCUUUCCAGUGGUUCCCCUCGGGACGCUUUACUCUUCCUUGAUGCAGCCAUCUCGCGGGACCCCACAAACUACCUAACUGUCUUCCAACGCGGCGCGGCCUACCUAUCAUUGGGACGCCGAUCGCAAGCCCAAGAUGAUUUCGACCGUGUUCUUUUGUUGAAGCCGGAUUUUGAGAGCGCUCUGCUUCAGAGGGCUCGUCUCAGAUCUAUUACGGCUGACUGGUCAGGCGCAUUGAAUGACCUUGAGAGGGCUGGAAAGAAGAACUCGCACGAGUAUAAAGAAUUCGAGACCGCGCGAGAGGCUGCCACUCGGGCAUUUGAUGCAGAGAAACAGGGCGCAUGGGAUACCUGUGUGAAUGAAGCCACCAUCGCUAUCACAAAAGCCAGUGCGCAUCUUAACCUGCGGCAGAGUCGAGCACAUUGCCGUUUUGAGAGAGGCGAGCUGGAAGAAGGGAUUAGCGAUCUUGCACAUACUUUGCAAAUCUCACCUGGCUUAAUUGACCCUCACCUACAGAUAUCAUCUAUGCUCUUCUACACUCUCGGCGACAUUGAAAGAGGACUUUCGCAGAUUCGCAAAUGCUUACAUUCAGACCCGGAUUCGAAACCGUGCAACAAACUUUACCGGCGGGAAAAACAACUGGAUAAACGUCUUCGGAAAUUGCAGGAUGCCGUAGCGGCACGGAAGUUCAAUAAUGCUUUGAAUCUUCUGGUGGGUGCUGAUGGUGAACCUGGUCUCAUCGAGGAUGUUCGUGUGGAUGUAGGACAAGCCAGGGAAGCACGCCACAUUUUUUCUGAUUCUCAGGGUGUCCUUUACGCAUCCUUGAUUGAGAAAACCUGCGGUGCGUAUAAUGAGGUACAUAUGCUCAAACGCGCCUCUAUUUUCUGCUCGGAAGCACUUGAGCUGGUUUCGCAUUCCUUGCCGGCUCUCUUGUUCAAUGCCCAGGUUGCCCUAGACGAUGAUAGAUUUGAGGACGCUAUUGGCGCCCUUAACACUGCCAAGGAGCAUCAUCCUGAAUCGAAUGAGGUCAAGACUCUCCUGCAGAAGACUAUGGUUUUACAGAGGCGUUCGAAGCAGAAGGACUAUUAUAAAGUUCUCGGCGUCAGCAGAGACGCCGACGAGAGGGCUAUUAAGCGAGCCUACCGGCAGCUUGUGAAACAACAUCACCCCGACAAGGCUAUGUCUCAAGGUGUCACAAAAGAUGAGGCUGAGAAGAGAAUGGCUGGUAUCAAUGAAGCCUACGAAGUCCUUUCUGAUCCUGAAGUAAGGGCACAAUAUGACAACGGCAUUGAUCCCAACGACCCGGAGUCACAGAGGCAGAAUUUCCACGGAAGUCCGUUUGGUGGAGGUCAACAGUUCUUCUUCCAGCAGGGCGGCCCGCAUUUUAAGUUCUCCUCUGGCCAGUUCAAUUUCCCGGGUGGCUUUUCAUUUUAG
Aspergillus mulundensis is the source of this 1557-nucleotide messenger RNA. RefSeq names its product DnaJ and TPR domain protein. Lineage: Eukaryota; Fungi; Ascomycota; Eurotiomycetes; Eurotiales; Aspergillaceae. Gene Ontology annotation, molecular function: misfolded protein binding; protein-folding chaperone binding. Bases 1 to 1557 code for a protein of 518 amino acids. The transcript has 2 exons. Gene Ontology annotation, cellular component: endoplasmic reticulum. Gene Ontology annotation, biological process: protein folding in endoplasmic reticulum. The record is from RefSeq and is a predicted model, not a curated record.